AAAGCUUUCCAGAUGCACUGUAGGCCUUUCAUUUGUUUCUUUACACGAGUUUUUUAGUUUCUUAAUAACAGCCCUCUCCACUUUUUCUCAUCUUGUCUUCACAUGACGUCUUUUUUAAGUAACAAAGGUUUUGCAUGAUUCAGAGUUUGAAAUAAACACCAAAACAUUUAAUGUACCUCUGUCUGAUGAGACACUAAAGGCAAAAAUAAAUGAGUUCUGUGAUAUGUCUGAAACAGAAUGAAAAAGUUAAGCAGACUUUAUAUGUCAUAAUAUAUGAAACUGUUGAAGUAGAAAGACAUUCAUAGACAAAUGCUAUUAGGCCUUGUUCUUGGUUUAUUAGUACCACUGACUGCUGAUUUUGAUCUGAAGCACACAAUAUUAUUUAUUAAGGAUCAAAGGUUGUUAAUGUUAAUUGUGAUUUUGUGUAAGCAUUCCUUUGAAAGUCCUCCUGUAAGAAGAGCACUUUAUUGACUGUAAAUAUGAAACACUGAAGACAAUAUUCUAUUUAAAAUAAAUGAACUCAGAACAGAAUUUUCACAAGGAGGUACAAAUGAGUUUCUUUUACACAUUUCUACGCCCCACUUUUGUGCUUCAACAAAGGGGCCACAUUGUUGUCCAUUCCUGAAAAACAAAAGCCCAAAGAAAAGCUUAUCUGUAAUCCACUUAUGUAAGCUUCCCUGGAAUUUGUAAUUAGAUGUUCAGUUGAAAUGCUUGACAACGUCUUUUCAGUUUCACUCCAACAUCUACACAAAUGCAUGUCCGGAGCUACCACACAUAAAACAGGUUAAAGAUGCCCAUCAGAGGAAAUGCAACUUAUCUCAUCUUAUUAUCCAUCUUAUUGUUGUCAUGGAGAAUUUGUCAUGGGGGCAAGAUUUUGAUCGUUCCUUUAGAGGGAAGCCACUGGGUGAACAUGGACAUCAUGAUCAAAACCCUCCACUCUCAAGGACACACUGUUGAUGUGGUACGAACCAAUAAAAGCUGGUACAUCCAGGACAACUCACCGCACUACAAGACAAUCACAGUGCCCGUCACUGAAGCCUUUAAUCAUGACUUUAUUAACCCAAUCCUGAAAAAGAUCAUUGCUAUAGAGAGGGGAGAGAGCACAGUUCUGAGCUUUGCCAGUUUGCAGAUUGAGAUGUUUACUGCGAUGUUUAACAUGCAUCGAAUAAUAUGCAAAAUGGCUACUAACUUGUUUAAGGAUAAAGAGUUAAUGAAAAGUUUAAAAAAGACUAAGUAUGACCUGGUCCUUACUGACCCAGCAUGGGGUGCCGGUAUAAUGUUGUCUCAUGCUCUUAAAGUACCCCUGGUCUAUAACGUGCGCUGGAUAACUAGUGGAGAGGGGCAUUUGGCUGUUGCACCUUCUCCUUUAUCUUACAUCCCAAUGACCGGCUCAGGAUUGUCAGAUAAAAUGACUUUCAUACAAAGAGUCAAAAAUCUAAUUUUUUAUGGAAUUUGGCAAGCUCAAGAUGCACUUUUAAUCAGCCCUCAGUAUCAAGCUGUUUGUGAUCUUUUCUUCAGCCCACAAGUCAGAUAUAAUGACUUAUUGCAAGGAGCAGACAUCUGGCUCAUGAGGGUGGACUUUGUGUUUGAGUUUCCUCGUCCCACCAUGCCCAAUGCUGUCUAUAUAGGAGGAUUCCAGUGCCAACCGGCCAAACCUUUACCUGAACACCUGGAGGAGUUUGUUCAGAGUUCUGGAGAGCACGGAGUCAUCAUCAUGUCUCUGGGAACUUUUGUGAGUCAACUUCCAGCUGACAUAACAAAUGAGAUUGCAGCAGCUUUUGCCAAACUACCUCAGAAAGUCAUCUGGAGGCAUAAAGGCGACAGACCAGCCACUCUGGGAAACAACACUUUACUAGUGGACUGGAUGCCACAGAACGAUCUUUUAGGACAUCCCAAGACAAAACUAUUUGUGGCUCAUGGAGGAACAAAUGGUAUUCAAGAGGCUAUUUAUCACGGAGUCCCAGUGGUGGGCCUACCAGUGUUUUUUGACCAAUAUGACAACCUGCUGCGUCUGAAAGAGAGAGGAGCAGGUAGGAUUCUCACGUUAGCCCAAGUGGACAAAGACAACAACUUCCUGAAAGCCAUACAAGACGUACUCAGUGAACCCUCCUACAGGAUGAACAUGCAGAGACUCUCCAGGCUGCACAGAGAUCAGCCAGUGAAGCCGAUGGACAACGCCAUCUUCUGGAUAGAGUUUGUCAUGAGACACAAAGGAGCAGCUCACCUGAGAACAGAGUCCUAUAGAUUGCCCUGGUAUUCCUAUCACUCUGUGGAUGUGGUUCUGUCUUUUCUGGCCACUUUUGCAGGGAUUACUCUUCUCCCUCUUGUGGUUUUCAGAUGUGCAUGUCUUGAGAAGUGUUUGAAAAAAUAA
Molecule: messenger RNA, 2371 nt
Organism: Scatophagus argus
Lineage: Eukaryota; Metazoa; Chordata; Actinopteri; Scatophagidae
Product: UDP-glucuronosyltransferase 2A1-like
Exons: 2
Coding region: 791-2371 (526 amino acids)
Molecular function (GO): UDP-glycosyltransferase activity
Source: RefSeq, a predicted model, not a curated record